Fomitopsis serialis is the source of this 1445-nucleotide messenger RNA. RefSeq names its product UbiA prenyltransferase family-domain-containing protein. The record is from RefSeq and is a predicted model, not a curated record. Lineage: Eukaryota; Fungi; Basidiomycota; Agaricomycetes; Polyporales; Fomitopsidaceae. Gene Ontology annotation, biological process: ubiquinone biosynthetic process. Bases 141 to 1103 code for a protein of 320 amino acids. Gene Ontology annotation, molecular function: 4-hydroxybenzoate polyprenyltransferase activity. Gene Ontology annotation, cellular component: mitochondrial inner membrane. The transcript is spliced from 9 exons.
AGGAGCGCGGACUGUCGUGUGUCCAAAACUUCCUUACUGGACGACGGCGGUUGCAAGGCCUUUGGCCAGUAUCAAGCGCACGAUCCAGCUCACUUAUAAGCAGACGGUGACGAGUAAUGUGCAUUCAAGUUGUGCAAAACAUGUCCGCACCAGCCCACUCCACGACGCCCCUGCUUAACAAGCAGAGCCCCAGUGCCGCCCUCAAGCCGCAAUGGAGACUCUACUGGGAGUUGGCACGCAUGCACAAGUUCCCCUCGGGUUCCAUACUGGUAUUCUGGCCAUGCGUAUGGGGAUACCUCCUGGGUACGCGCGGGCACCCCCCGGAUCUAACGACGUUCGUGCAGUACACGACCGCGUUCCUGCUCGGGAGCACGCUCCUUCACAGCGCAGCUUGCACUAUCAACGACAUCUGUGACCGUGAUUUCGACCGUCAAGUCGAGCGGACCAAGACCAGACCCAUUGCCUCGGGCGCGGUCACGGUCUUCCAGGCGACGGUCUUCCUUCUGGCGCAGGUUGGGGUCUUCGUGUGGAUGUUGACCCUGGUGAACCGUACGGCCUUUUUGUGCGGGAUGUUCGGCGUGUUUCCGUUGCACGCUCUGUACCCGCUCAUGAAGCGCGUCACGAACUGGCCCCAGGCCUGGCUAGGACUGGCAAUGAACUGGGGUCUGCCGACGGCAUGGCUGAUGACCAGACCGGAAGAUAUUAGGUCUAUCCCCAUGUGGACGUUGACAUUUGGCACAUUCUGCUGGACCAUCUUCUACGAUACCAUCUACGCCUGCCAGGACCGGAAAGAUGACGUCGAGGCUGGUGUCAAGUCGACGGCGCUCCUCUUCGGCGCGUACGUCAAACCUAUCCUCAGUCUCUUCGGCGCGGUGUUCGUCGGCACCCUCGCGUACGCCGGCGCGGAGACCGGCAUGCCUCUGCCGUACUUCGUCAUCGGCGUCGGCGGCUGCGCGCUGCACAUGAUCUGGCAGCUGGGGACGCUCGAUGUCGGCACCCCUCAGGACUGCGAGCGGAAGUUCAACUCCAACGGUGACUUGGGGUAUAUUGUCGCUGGUGGCAUGCUGGCCGCUAUGUACACCCCAGACCUCCUUCAGUUCUGAGGGCGACCGCACUGACCGGAUACGGUGUGCUCCUCGCAAGCUCGACAUGGCCUACCACCUCCUUAAACUAGGAGUACUGAGAGUCACAAUCUAUGCCAAAGCAACACUCCGAUAGCAUGCAGCCUGCAUAGCCACCUGACGCGAGCCGAUCCUCCUUCAUGCUUCAACACGAUGUCACUCCUCUUUGGCGACCGCUGUCGCGAAAACCUUGGUAUGGGCCGCAACUCGUUGAAGAACGUGCGUAGUGCCAGCGAAAACAAAGGUGUUGCCUACGCUGGUGGGGCUGAGGGCUUUGGGGAUCACGACGCUCACGCCGGAGUGAUUGCUUGGAGAUAGAGGGGG